This is a messenger RNA of Adineta ricciae, 522 nucleotides long. Lineage: Eukaryota; Metazoa; Rotifera; Eurotatoria; Adinetida; Adinetidae. The record is from the annotation of a GenBank genome assembly.
AUGAAGGCUUUCAUUUCUCGAAAAAUACAACGAACCCAGCAAGUUCCGGCAGCUCCCCUGCCGCCAGAUUCCGGCCGGAAUUGCACAGGAAAUAUCCGAUCAGUUCCUGACCGGUUCAAGCUCGAAGUUUGCACGAAACGGUCGGGAAAUGACUGGAACCUACGUUUGAACUUCCGGCGGCAAGGAAAUGGUCGAAAAACGAACUUAACCGGCCGGAACCGACCGUGCCAUAAUAACCUGGGAAGUCAUCGGUCAAGUUCAAGUUUAAAUCCUCACAAUGUUAUUCAAACUGAUCAGAGUUCAGUUAUGCGUUUGAUUCCAAUGCAAGACAAUGCUAUUAGAAUGGAUCAGGGUUUAGGUAUGCGUUCGAUUUCGAUGGGAGAGAAUAUUGGUACAAUUGAAAAUGGGAAUAUGUCAAAUAAUCAAUACACACUUGAGGUCAACAAAUCCGAUGCUGGAUCCGACCAUCUGACAAAAUCCGAUCGGAUUCCUGGAAACGGAAUUGCAUUGGAAUCCGACUAG